GGCGUCGAAGGUCGUGUCAUAUAACGCCGUUUCCGGUACAGGAUGUCGUCAUACCCCAGAAGUGAGGCUGAUGCUGAGGAUGGAAGCUGUGGGAUGUUUCCUCUCAUCUGGACAUCGCGUAGCUGUGACCUGGGACAACACUUCCACCCCGGAGCGCCUGCAGGAGUUCGUGCCACAGGUUCAGGCUGCCGUGGCCCCAGGAGGAAAGGUUUCUGUGGAGAAUGUGGAGAGAUUGCUGCUGUCUGCCCACGCAGACUCCAGCUAUGACACCGUCCUCCUCGGUGCAGUCCCGGGAAGUGCUGCCGUCCAUAACUCUGAUGUUUUGGCUGAAGUUGCUCGAAUCCUGAAACCUGGUGGAACAGUGAUUAUUCAGGAACCAGUGGACCUCCAUGCUGCUCCUGAUGCACAUCUCAGAUCCCCGGCUCGGCUUUCCUCCGCUCUCACCCUCUCGGGACUUACAGGAGUGAAGCAGUUGCUACAAGAGCCUCUGACAUCACAGCAGAUACGAAGCAUUGGGGAACAUCUGGGCUACUCGGGUGGGGAAAUGGCCACUGUCACACUAUCCGCUAACAAACCCAACUAUGAAGUAGGAUCUACAAGGCAGCUGUCACUUUCCAAACGCCCAGUGCCAGGUAAACCCUCCGUGGAUCCAGCUGCUGUGAAGCUAUGGACACUGUCUGCCAGUGAUAUGAAUGACGAUGAUGGGGAUCUCUUAGACUCUGAUGAGCUCCUGGAUGCAGAAGACCUCAAGAAGCCUCUUCCCUCCUCCCUGCAGAAGAGCGGGUGUGGAGAAGGGAGUGAGAAGAAACGCAAGGCCUGCAAGAACUGCACGUGUGGAUUAGCAGAGGAGUUGGUGGAGGAAAAGAGCAAGAUUGUUACCCCAAAGCCUGCCCCUUCAGCAUGUGGCAAUUGUUAUUUAGGAGACGCAUUUCGCUGUGCCAGUUGCCCGUAUCUCGGAAUGCCAGCAUUUAAACCAGGAGAGAAGGUUCUGCUGAAUCCCAGCCAGCUGCAGGACUCCUAGUGCCGGAGGAAUUGUCUCUGUAUAUAAAGAUGUUAUUUACAAUAAAAAGUGUAACUGCCUUCA
Messenger RNA from Pseudophryne corroboree (corroboree frog), 1084 nucleotides. RefSeq names its product cytokine induced apoptosis inhibitor 1 (gene CIAPIN1). Bases 71 to 1021 code for a protein of 316 amino acids. The record is from RefSeq and is a predicted model, not a curated record. NCBI's taxonomy places the organism in Eukaryota, Metazoa, Chordata, Amphibia, Anura, Myobatrachidae. The transcript has 9 exons. Gene Ontology annotation, biological process: iron-sulfur cluster assembly. Gene Ontology annotation, molecular function: iron-sulfur cluster binding. Gene Ontology annotation, cellular component: cytoplasm.